GGAGCUCGGCCGGCGCGAUGUGUAGCGCGGGCCGCUGCUGGGCUGCAGGAGGGGCGCUGCUGGGGCUGCUGUUGGCACUAUCAGUGCCCAGCGGUGGCUCCUCCAAGACCGGCAGGGGGCCGGUGACCUGCGGGUCGGUGCUGAAGCUGCUCAACACUCAGCACAGGGUGCGGCUGCACUCGCACGACAUCAAAUACGGAUCUGGUAGCGGCCAGCAAUCAGUGACCGGCGUGGAGGCGUCCGACGACGCUAACAGCUACUGGCGGAUCCGAGGUGGCUCGGAUGGAGGUUGCCCGCGCGGGCUCCCGGUGCGCUGCGGGCAGGCUGUACGUCUCACGCACGUGCUCACAGGCAAGAACUUGCACACGCACCACUUCGCGUCGCCGCUGUCCAACAACCAGGAGGUGAGUGCCUUUGGGGAAGAUGGUGAGGGUGACGACCUGGAUCUGUGGACAGUGCGCUGCUCUGGGCAGCACUGGGAGCGUGAGGCCCCUGUGCGCUUCCAGCAUGUGGGCACCUCUGUGUUCCUGUCUGUCACUGGUGAGCAGUACGGGAACCCCAUCCGUGGGCAGCGCGAGGUGCAUGGCAUGCCCAGUGCCAACACUCACAAUACCUGGAAGGCCAUGGAAGGCAUCUUCAUCAAGCCUGGUGCGGAGCCCCCUGCAAGUCACGAUGAACUCUGAGUGCUGGAAAGGAGGGUGGCUGGGCAGGGACAUUGUAGGGACCACUUUUGUUGGAGACUUAGUAUUUGUUCUAAAGUGCCUUUGCAAUUAAAGAAUGUUUGACUUUGA
This is a messenger RNA of Jaculus jaculus (lesser Egyptian jerboa), 791 nucleotides long. RefSeq names its product stromal cell derived factor 2 like 1 (gene Sdf2l1). The record is from RefSeq and is a predicted model, not a curated record. NCBI's taxonomy places the organism in Eukaryota, Metazoa, Chordata, Mammalia, Rodentia, Dipodidae. The coding region runs from base 18 to 683 and encodes 221 amino acids. The transcript is spliced from 3 exons.